This is a messenger RNA of Coffea arabica (coffee), 2415 nucleotides long. The record is from RefSeq and is a predicted model, not a curated record. Lineage: Eukaryota; Viridiplantae; Streptophyta; Magnoliopsida; Gentianales; Rubiaceae.
AUCGUUACGGGCUUACGGCCUACCCAUUUCAUCAAAGUCUGAACCCGUGUUAAAGAUUUCGGACUAUUUGAGGCGCCCACGUCCCCCCGAGUAUUCGAGCAACAUCACCCGCUCCAAAGUCCAAAUCCUCUAGGUUGCAGCAUUUUACAACCUCCAAAACAAUCAAUGAAGUAGGGACUCUUUCAUCUCGAAAUCAAUUCAUCUUGGAGUAAACGAAAUCUAGUAGGUUAGUUAUGCUUUUCAGGCCCUAUUCUGUAUCUUCUCGCUCAGCCUCGAAAAUCUCGAUACUCAAAUCUUGCAUUCAGUUUCGAGCUUCAAUUUCAAGCCUCAGAGUAGCGUGGCGGAAGGACCCCAAGCUAGACCAAGCGAUUGAGAACGACAAGCAAUGGAGGCUCAGCGCAAGGGUGGUCAGAGAGGUAUUAAACGAACCGGGUCAAGUAAUCCCACUCCGUUAUUUAGAGAAACGCCGCGAAAGGCUUCGAUUACCCAUCAAAAUCCAAACUUUCCUAUCCCGAAACCCGGGAUUAUUCGACACUUAUUCGGACCGGAUCAGACCCAAAUCCGACCCGGUUCCAUUUAUCCGCCCCAGCCGCAGGCUCAGGCAGUUCUUAGAAGACGAGAAAAGAAUUCACCUCGAAAACGAGCCGUUAAUUGUGUCUAAAUUGUGUAAAUUGUUGAUGAUGUCCAAGAACAGGGUGGUUAGUGCCGAUAAGUUGGUCGAGGUGAAGAGGGAAUUUGGGUUCCCCAGUGAUUUUUUGGUUAACUUGGUUCCGAGGUAUCCGGAAUAUUUUAGACUGGCAGGGGCUCCUGGUGAGGGAAAAUCUUAUCUAGAACUGGUGUCGUGGAAUUCGGAUUAUGCGAAAUCUGUCAUCGAGCUGAGGGCAGAGGAGGAAUCCAGGUUAACUGGGAUAAAGAUCAGGCCUUCUUUCAACUGGAAGCUUCCGCCUGGUUUCUUUAUUAAGAAGGAAAUGAGGGAAUGGGUUAGAGAUUGGUUAGAAAUCCCGUACAUUUCGCCUUAUGACGAUGUUUCGCAUUUGGAACAAUCAUCAAGAGAGAUGGAAAAGAGGAAUGUCGGAGUUUUUCACGAAAUGUUGUCGCUUUCAAUUUAUAAGAGGAUUCCAGUGCCUGUUCUGGGAAAGUUCUGUGAUGAUUAUAGGUUCUCGAAUGCAUUUACUAGUGUGUUUACUAGGCAUUCUGGGAUUUUCUACAUGUCUUUAAAAGGUGGAAUCCAGACUGCAAUUCUCAGGGAAGCUUAUAAGGGUGAGCAGUUGAUUGAUCGAGAUCCUCUUAUUGAGAUAAAAGAUAAAUUUAUUGAGUUGCUGGCCGAGGGGCAUAAGCAGAGGACUGAGCAAUUGAAGUUACAGAGAAAAAUGAUUGAGAAGGACAUGGAAUUGAUGACAAGGAAAACCGAAACGAAUUGAUUGGUGCAGAGCUGUUAAAGUUUGUGAAAAGCAUGCCAAAAUGUCUGCACUUCCUAAACUAAAGCACGCGCUAAAGAUGAUUGGAUCUGUUGGAAUACUAGAGCUGUGAAAUGACAUGAGAUGCUCUUGGACAUUUCUUUCAUAAAUCCUUGUUCAACAUCUGAACCUUGUUGGUUGGCUAACUUCAGUACUGUUCUGGCGGUAGCUUUGUUUACAAAGCCGACGAACUUGGCCCAAAGAAAAGAGUAAUCAGCGUCUUGAAAGAACACUUUUGGCAAUAUAGAGCUAGCACAUUGUUCAUUUGUUUCUGCAGUGUUCUUAUAUUUGCGGCCAACGGAAUUAUCCUUUCCUUUGAGUAAAGAUUUUUUACUACCUCGUCAUACAUUUCGGGAUGGUUUUGUUUUAUUAAUCAGGUACUUGCGGCACUUGGAAAAGGCAUUCUUGCAUUGCAGCUACCCGAGUACAUCUUUGCUUUGGGUAAGAAGUUUUGUUGAAGAACUCGUCAUCCACUCCUGGGAUGCUUUUAUUUGUAUUCGUCAGACUUGAUAGCACUCGGAGGAGGGGUGGGUGGUGCAGGGUGGCGGGAGUUAAGAUUAGAUGAUUCAGAAGCAUUGAAAUCGUGUCUCAUGGAGGAGUUGAAGCUAACAUGGAAGAUAUAAAUCUGCUGUUGUCUUCUCUCGAAUUUCCUGGUACACAAGCAGGAAGCAGAGAAAUCAGUGCCUGGUAGGGAUUUUGCCGGACUCGCUGUCUCUAAGCAUGUUCUCUUUAACAUGCAAACCAUAAUGAACUUAUUCAGCAAACAAUAUCUUUUUUGAGUUUUGGAGCUUGGUAGGAAGUUAGGAUAUUGAUUUAGAUCCAAAGUCAGCUUUUAUUCUCGUGUGUGCAUUAUGAGUUGCAAAUGCCUGUUGAAGAACCGGGUGUGGGGUUGCGAUUUCAUUUUUUUGAAAACUUAUUCUUGAUUUAUAAAUUCAUCAGCCAUGCAUACUUUCUAACC